Molecule: messenger RNA, 2704 nt
Organism: Morone saxatilis (striped sea-bass)
Lineage: Eukaryota; Metazoa; Chordata; Actinopteri; Moronidae
Product: solute carrier family 35 member F2-like
Exons: 8
Coding region: 1233-2465 (410 amino acids)
Biological process (GO): transmembrane transport
Cellular component (GO): membrane
Molecular function (GO): transmembrane transporter activity
Source: RefSeq, a predicted model, not a curated record
GUAGACUCACCACUCUUUCCGCACAUUGGGACACCUGUUGCUCCAGUUCACUGAUGGUGUCAGAGUGAUUGUUGGCCGCAACUUCCAAACUAGCGGUGCGCUGCUGCAGAGCGUUAGUCCUUGCGUUAGCGCGCUCAAUGGCCGUUUUCAUUUGGUCUUUAACGAUGCUUAUUUGUUUCCAUAUUUCGGCGUUCUGAGUCUCCGCUUUCUCGUCUGUUUUUGCCAGCAGUUCAGCCUUCAAAGACGUAAUAGCGUCGAGUAUAGCUGGUUGACCAGGGUCCGUGCUCUCAGUCUCUGCGUGCUCUGGGGCCUUAGUGCCGCUCCUCAGAUCCGGCAUCUUGUUUCGUCGAAAAGUUGUAACAAAAGUGAAUAAAAACUCUUCUUUUCACCGUCUCUCGAUCGACACUCUGCUUAUACGACUCUCAAUCUGUCAUAAACAUGUGUGGGUUUGGUUCCUUGACAUAAAUAAAGGUUAAUAUGGGGGAGCUCAGAGACGCGCGUCUACAUCUCUCCGAGGCCCAACCGGAGAAAAACUAAUAUUUGAUUAUUUAGUAUGAAAUAUUGGAUAAAUGUGCAGUUUGGGGUUUCAAACAAAUAAUUCAAUGAAAGAAUCAGGAGUUUAGAGCUUAGAGGAACUGAUGACAAGAGGCCAAUUUUCUUGAGGAGUCACAAGCCAAAAAGGUUGGAGUCACAAAUUUAAUCUUAACAAUACAUUGUAUUAUAGCCAAUGUUUAUAUAGAAAAUCAAAAAGUAAAUAACAUAGACAUAGAUAAACAUAGUUCAAAGUACAAAAAUACAAUAUAUCCCUUUGAAAUGUAUACAAGUAUAAACUAGCAUAAAAUGGAAAUAAUAAAGUAUCAGUACCUUAAAGUUGUAGGCCCUUAAGUACAGUACUUCAGUUAAUGUACUUAGUUUCCACCACCUCCAUUUCCAUAAAAAAAAAACACUGAUGAAGCACAUUUCCCUCAACACAAGUUGUUAUCGCAUCAGCAGAUAACAGAUGAGAGUGACAACGAGGAAGCAUGAUGACUUCUUUCAGUCACUUUCAUCAUCAGUUCUUAUCUUUAAAUGCUGCUGGCUGUCUUCAACACAUUAUACACAGAUAAGUGAAAGAGUAAUCUUUGUCCUCGGAGUCAGUUAAUCAUUCAGCUCUGACAACUUAAAAGUCAAGAAGUCAAAAGCCUGCAACAGUUAAAACUCAGAGAGGAUUCUUCAGUCACUGGUGUGACAACAUGGCUAUGAAACAGUCUGAGGAUGCAACCUCCAGAGACACGAGUUAUGAAAACCAAAGCAGUGGUGGAUUCAUGAUGAAGAUCAGGAAAUUCAACCCCAAGGAAGUUUUCACCUGGCAGUUGGCCAAGACAAUGGCCAUGGGUCAAGGCCUGGCUGGACUAAUCUGUGGGACGGCCAUCUCCUCCCAGUACUUGGCCACAACUUUCCAUGUGAACACACCAAUGCUGCAGAGCUUCUUUAACUACACUCUGCUGUGUGUCACCUACACCACCAUGCUGCUCUGCAAAACAGGGGCUGGCAAUAUUUUACAGAUUCUGAAGAAGCGAUGGUGGAAGUACCUUCUGCUGGGACUGGUGGACGUGGAAGCUAACUAUGCUGUGGUUAAAGCGUACCAAUACACCACCAUCACCAGUAUACAGCUGCUGGACUGUUUUGUGAUCCCGGUCCUGAUGAUACUGUCCUGGUGGGUUUUGAAGACACGCUACAGGCCUGUCCACUAUGUCGGCGUCUGCAUCUGUCUCGUUGGUGUGGGGUCCAUGGUUGGGGCUGACCUGCUGGCUGGACGAGACCAGGGCUCCACCUCAAACAUCCUGUUAGGAGACGGUUUGGUGCUGCUCAGCGCCGCGCUGUACGCAGUGUCUAAUGUGUGUCAGGAAUACACAGUAAAGAACCUGAGCAGGGUGGAGUUCCUGGGCAUGGUCGGCCUGUUCGGCACAAUCAUCAGCACCAUACAGAUGGUGGUCCUGGAGCGUAAUGAAGUUGCUGCCAUUAAGUGGAGCUGGCAAGUCGGGCUCCUGUUCUCUGCCUUCGCGUUGUGUUUGUAUGCUCUCUACAGCUGUAUGCCCAUAGUGAUGAAGCUGAGCAGCGCCACCUCCGUCAACCUCUCACUGCUCACUGCAGACCUCUUCAGCCUUUUCUGUGGGAUUUUCCUCUUCCAGUACAAUUUCUCUGGACUCUACCUGGUCUCCCUGGUGGUCAUCCUCAUCGGCUUCAUCGCCUUCAACGCUGUGCCAACACCCACUAACAGCACGGACCUCGCCACCUCCUCUUCCACUGGUGAGGAAGGAUGCUACGACAAUCCUGUGGCCACUCAGAAUGACAUCACCAAGCAGCAAGUGGUUGUGCGGAUCACCACUGAGGUGGGGGAGGAAGAGGAGGAGGAGGAGGAGAGGGAGGAAGAGGAGGAAGAGGAGGGCUUCCGGGCCAACACAGAGACUCGGACGAGGGAGUGAUGAUGAGGAUGUUGUUGUGGUUGGACGCAGCACUAAAAUGUGAACUACAGCACAGAAACCUGUCAAUAUGUCAAAUAUAUAUUUUAAACACAUUUAUUUAUUUAGGUUUACUUUUAUACAGCAGCAUACAGUACAUAUAGAAAUGCACAUCUCAUCCUUUAAUGUUUGAAGUUAUUGUGAUAGUUAAUAAUGUUAUCAAUAGUUCUGAAAAGUUGUGCUGAAGGACGUCCAUAAAUAAA